GUAUGUUCUAGUUUCUACUUACUUACAUACAUACGUACGUACGUACGUGUGACUUAGCGUGUAUGUGUAUGUGUAUAUAUGUCGUUGAUUUAAGCGAAGAAGGAAGAUCAAAGAGGAGAGGACAGGGAACAAAGAAGAGAGGCAGAGGAGAGAGAGAGAGGAGAGAGGAGAGGCAAGAUCUAACAUGAACCAACGACAUCUAAGUGAUGAAAAACAACAUCAACACUACUACCACCAGUACCAGUACCAGUACCAGCAACAAGAACAAGUACAAGAACAACAAGAACAAAACACACAAUCUAGCAUAUUACAAAAACUGAAAAAAAAACCCCAAGAGUGUAAAAUUUGCUAUUAAAUAAAAACAACAACACCACCACCACCACCACCCA
Exserohilum turcica Et28A is the source of this 389-nucleotide messenger RNA. RefSeq lists its product as uncharacterized. The transcript has a single exon. NCBI's taxonomy places the organism in Eukaryota, Fungi, Ascomycota, Dothideomycetes, Pleosporales, Pleosporaceae. The coding region runs from base 185 to 355 and encodes 56 amino acids. The record is from RefSeq and is a predicted model, not a curated record.